Molecule: messenger RNA, 1206 nt
Organism: Diutina rugosa
Lineage: Eukaryota; Fungi; Ascomycota; Pichiomycetes; Serinales; Debaryomycetaceae
Product: Zn(II)2Cys6 transcription factor domain-containing protein
Exons: 1
Coding region: 1-1206 (401 amino acids)
Biological process (GO): regulation of transcription by RNA polymerase II
Molecular function (GO): zinc ion binding; DNA-binding transcription activator activity, RNA polymerase II-specific
Source: RefSeq, a predicted model, not a curated record
AUGACAAAGCGGAGCUUUGCCUGUCACGGGUGCCGCAAGCUCAAGAUCAAAUGCGACUUGGCCCGCCCCCGGUGUGAGUACUGUGGGGCCCGGGACAAGCCGUGUAUCUACCCCAGCGACGACGAGCCCCUGCCACCCCCCUCGGAGCUGCUGCUGGUAAAGUCGGUGUCCCACCUGCCCCAGCCGCAAUUGGUGGUGCUGUCGCUCAAUGCCCCCUCCCGCCAGACGGGUCUUUCCCUCCAGGAACAGGAGCUCCUCAACUUCUUAUUGUACCGCAUCGAGGUCCACUACGCCCCGCAGCGAGAUACUGAGCCCAUCUGCGCCGUGUUCUCCUACCAAUUCCCCGCGUUGUUUAUGGAAUCGCCCAUGACCCGUAAAGUGUCAUUGGCCUACGGUCAAAUGCGGCUAUUGGGGUGCUACCCCGACCGCCUCGACCGCUUGCUUAGCCAUGACGGCGCCAUCGUCGAACGCGACGUGUUGAGUAUUGUCGAAGGGUUCCUGGCAACGUUAUCGUACGUACAACAGCUGGUGGACGAAGUGGCCACCCUCGACUGGAGCCACGCCGCCACCACACUGAGGGUGCUCGAACUUGCAGUGAGCAACUUGUACGUGUUUGAAUUCUUGACAGUACACCCUCAUCGCCUCGUGCCAUUAGUACUGUUCACGGGAGAAUUGGAUUAUAUGAGUUUCAUUAAAGGUGUGCGUGAAUUCUUCGCCACGUUUGCUCCUGUACUUAUGAACACUCGCAUGGCCCUGUUCUACCGUCCCCCAGUGCUCGCAAACACCCCCAUCAUACAUCCGUGGUGUGCCCUGCUACUAGAGGAUAUCCGGGUGGGCGAGCCCGAUGCUGGCGUCCGCGACCUCCUCGGGCGGGUAGUACUGAUGAUGCUGGCGAUAGUGGCCACGGCGCAGGCGAUGAAUUCGCUGAUCCCCUUGUACCAAUGGGUAAUGAUCCAGUCGCUGGGCGGGUUCAUGAAGUUGGUGUACGCCAAGCACAUGUUGGCCCUCAGGGUGCUCUACACCUACGCCUGCUACGCAUUUGAGUACCGCAUGUACGUGCUGGCAUACGCCAACAUCUGGUACGAGUACAUCGAGUGGUUUCACCAAUACAACCUCGACACCUUCGGCUCCUGGGUGUACCCUGACGACGAGUCCAAGCUCAACACCGUGCGAAUCUGGCAGGCCCAGUUCCCCACCACCACAUAA